UUGAAGAGAUAGUCACAAAAUCAGGAAAGAGAGGAAAAAGUAACGGAAGAGUCUAGGGGAAAUAAGCUCCACAAAAGCCAACGGGGGCAGGAAAAGGCUCUGGGCAAGAAACCGCUCUCCUGCUUGUGACUGGGGAAUGGUUGAGAAUGGAAACUGAUCUGUAUGGAGCGGGAACGUGGGGCUUUGGAGCGAAAGGAAAAAUCCUGUCGAGUGGAUUGUAAGGAACUCUGCUAACAAAAGAGGGGGCGAGCCAGGGAGCCAUGCAUCCAGAUGUUGCUGCUGCUACCCGGGUGGAACUGGAGUUCCCCAAAAUGAGAACUGAAGGUAAAACAGCUGCAGCCCAGCUACUGCCACUGAGAAAGGUGACCUGUCACCAUGCCAGGUGCUGACACGAUGACAGCUAGCAAGGCAGCCGACGUGAGCAGCAAGUCUGAAAACGGUGUCUGCAAAUCCAUUGAGAGGGUCAAGCUUGCAAGUAAAAAUAAUAGAAACACGGUGAAGGAAUUAGAAAGACUUUGGUUUGGGUCUUCAAGUGAAAAUUAUUCUGAAGGUGCCAGUUUCACUCUGAGUCUAGGACCUAAAGCUGAACAAGUUUCUUCUGUGGUGAAAAGCCCAUUGAAAUCACUGGAGAACUUGGUGCUAGAUCCAAGGCUAGACUGCUUUCAGCAGAACAUGCUGAGUCCCAAAAUGAUUAUCAGUGACCAAUCUGUGGAUCUUAAUGUCAAGGAGAGCAGCGAAAUCAUAAGGAGACAGAUAGGAGGAACUCAGCAUUUACAGUUAGCUGGGAAAGUCAGUUUGAGGAAUAAGCCCUUCAGUAUCAAGGACAAGAUUUCCGAGUGGGAAGGGAAAAAGGAAACACCUUCUCCUCUGGUCAGUCGGAAGGAGGAAGAGCAAGGAGUUAAAGAGGAGCACAAGAUACCAUGUGUGGUGGAGAAGAUGAGUGGGGAAGUUUUGGGGUCUAGGAAAGUGGACACCAAGAGACUUAUAACCUGGGAGUUGGAAUGCAAAGGGAUAGGCAAAGAGAAUGAAAGAAGAGUGGGCACUUCAAAGAGCAUGGGGCAGGGAACAGAGAGGAAAGUGGAAAUGCAGGAGAAGGAAGAGGAGGUUGAUUCCAGUGUUGGAAAAUGCAAGGAGGUGAAAGGUGGUAAGUGGGAGGUCCAGAAAGAGAACCUUUCAGUACUGACUCAGGUCAAGAAACUGGAGCAGGCCUUGAAAGAAGGAUCAGCAGAAUUGCAACCACAGUUGCCAGGUACUUAUUAUUCCCCACACUGUCUGCAGGAGAAGGCAGAUGAGGGACAAACCUUCCCAGAGGACCAGGAAGGUGUUUGUGGCUCUGAACUCAAUAAGAGGCUCCUCAGCUUAGACUCAGAAAUCAGUGAGCCCAUUUUUGGCACUCUGGAAGAGGUGAAAGCAUCUCAAGUGAAAUGCAAGGAUCACAGCGUGGAGAAUGUGUACACAGAACCAGGGAUACCGGAGAAGAAACCCUUCAUCAACCCACUUCCAAAGCCCAGGCGAACUUUCAAACAUGAGGGAGAAGAGGGAUGGAUUCCGGCAGCUAGAAAUAAGAGAAACUUGCCCCCUCUGCCAUCUAUACCUCCCCCUCCUCUCCCUUCUUCUCCUCCCCCAUCAGCUGUCAGCAGAAGACUAUGGAAUGGGAAACAUAAGAAUAAUGCUGACCACAGGAAGUCCUAUGAGUUUGAAGACUUGCUGCAGUCGUCGUCCGAGAAUGGCAGGGUGGAUUGGUACGCUCAGACCAAGCUGGCCCUCACACGCACUUUAUCUGAGGAAAACGUCUAUGAAGACAUUCUGGAUCCACCAUCGAAGGAAAACCCCUAUGAAGACAUUGAGAUGAACAGCCGCUGCCUGGGGAAGAAAUGUGUCCUGACUUUCCCAGCAUCCCCCACCUCCUCUGUACCUGGCACGCCCUCCAAGUUGCUUUCCAAACCCAUUUUCUUUCGACAAAACUCAGAGCGGCGGAGUUUCAAACUGCUGGACAUACGGAAACUGAGUCGUGACGGUACUGGGUCCCCUUCCAAAAUCAGCCCUCCCUCUACCCCCAGCAGUCCAGAUGAUACCUUCUUCUCCCUGGGAGAUUCUCAGAAUGGCAAGAGGAGAAGGAAGAUUCCCAAGCUGGUAUUGAAAAUCAACGUCAUUUAUGAAGCCCGAAGGGGGAAGAAGCGCGUCAAGAGGCUGUCCCAGUCUACGGAGAGCAAUUCAGGGAAAGUUACAGAUGAGAACAGUGAAUCGGACAGUGACACUGAAGAGAAACUGAAAGCUCACAGCCAACGGCUGGUACAUGUGAAGUCCCGCCUGAAGCAAGCCCCACGGUACCAAACCUUGGAGCGGGACUUGAUCGAGUACCAAGAGAGGCAGCUGUUUGAGUACUUCGUUGUGGUAUCACUGCACAAGAAACAGGCUGGGGCUGCAUAUGUGCCUGAAGUCACCCAGCAGUUUCCAUUAAAGCUCGAGCGUUCCUUCAAAUUCAUGCGAGAGGCAGAGGAUCAGUUGAAAGCCAUUCCCCAGUUUUGCUUCCCCGAUGCUAAAGACUGGGCGCCCAUCUACCAAUUUGCCAGUGAGACCUUCUCCUUUGUCCUGACUGGUGAGGAUGGGAGUAGACGGUUUGGAUAUUGCAGAAGGCUACUGCCCAGUGGGAAAGGGAAGCGUCUCCCUGAAGUUUACUGCAUUGUGAGCCGCCUUGGAUGCUUCAACCUCUUCUCUAAGAUCUUGGACGAGGUUGAGAAAAGACGGGGGAUUUCCCCUGCUUUGGUGCAGCCUCUCAUGAGGAGUGUCAUGGAAGCUCCUUUCCCUGCGCUGGGCCGGACCAUCACCGUCAAGAAUUUCCUACCAGGCUCAGGGACUGAAGUAAUUGAGCUGCGGCGGCCUCUGGACUCGAGACUUGAGCAUGUUGAUUUUGAGUCCCUGUUCUCCUCUCUCAGCGUCCGGCACCUGAGCCGAGUGUUUGCGUCCCUGCUUCUGGAGAGAAGAGUGAUCUUUAUAGCAGACAAACUCAGCACCUUGUCGAAGUGUUGUCAUGCCAUGGUGGCUCUCCUCUACCCGUUCACCUGGCAGCACACCUACAUCCCCGUGUUGCCGCCUUCCAUGAUUGACAUUGUGUGCUCACCAACCCCAUUCCUGAUUGGCCUGCUCACCAGCUCACUGCCCCGCCUCAAGGAGCUACCGGUGGAAGAGGUCCUUGUGGUUGACCUCGUUAAUAACCGAUUCCUCAGACAGAUGGAGGACGAGGACUCCAUCCUGCCUCGGAAGCUGCAGGCGGCGCUAGAGCACAUCCUGGAGCAGAGGAAUGAGCUGGCUAGCGACAAGGAGGAGGGCGCUCUGAAUGGCAGACACGAGUCCAGCCCCUUGAAUGAAGUGGUGUCUGAAGCCUUUGUUCGUUUCUUUGUGGAGAUCAUGGGCCACUACUCCCUGUUCCUGACCCCCAGCGAGCGAGAAGAGCGGACCCUACAGCGGGAGGCCUUCCGCAAGUCUGUCUCCUCCAAGAGCCUUCGACGCUUCCUGGAGGUCUUCAUGGAAACCCAGAUGUUUGGAGGAUUCAUUCAGGAACGGGAGCUGCGGAAACAGGGGGUCAAAGGUCUGUUUGAGGUACGUGCCCAGGAGUACCUGGAAACGCUCCCCAGUGGAGAGCAGAGUGGAGUCAAUAAAUUCCUGAAAGGACUCGGUAGCAAAAUGAAAUUCCUCCACAAGAAAUAAGAGUCACGAGCACCAUCGUUCCAUGGAAUAGAAGGAUUUUACAAUUCAGCUAGGGUGACCAGAUAGCAAAUGUGAAAAAUCGGGACGGGGGGUGGGGGGUAAUAGGCACCUAUAUAAGAAAAAGCCCUGAAUAUCGGGACUGUCCCUAUAAAAUCAGGACAUCUGGUCACCCUAAAUUCAGCAGAAACAAAAUGAACUGUUACCAACCAUUCCCACUUAGCCUGCUCCCAAGGGGGUGAAAGCCUUGGAUGCUGAGCUCUGGAGGCAGAAAGGCCAGAAUUUGCUCUUGUGUGAAAGUGGCCCCAUGAGAUGAACAGAUGGCAGUAGAGCAGCCUGGAGAGGUCUCUGGACUCCUACAGUAACAUGCACUGGACCAAGCACUCUAAACUCUGCAGUAGCAUUUUGCAGACCUCCAAAUGGAUUUGAUUUCUUAGUUAUUAUACUUUUGUUCUAUUUAUAUUGGGGUUAGGAAAAAUAUUAACCAUUGACACAUGCCCUGCCUCCUUUCCGAGUGGCACUGUUGGAUGUGAUAAUGGAGACUGGGGGGAAAGGGUCGUAUUACCCAGGACUGAGAACGAAGGAGGACAGAAGGAGGAAAGAAAUAGAGGAAACAUAUGAAAAUAGGUCUUGACAAAAAUGAGGACGCUGAGGACUGCAGGGAUGCCGAAGGACAUGGGCAGGUUGUGCUUACGAAUGAGGAAAGGAGGUGGAGGGGAACCACUAAACCUACUGAGAACUUGAUAUGCCAGCCAACUAAUCGACCGCUAUGCUCUGCAAGGCAGCUGUGUCACAGGCCUCGUGGAGAGGCCUUUCCUUGUAUUGUCUAAGUUGAGAACCUUACACAAUGUAAUUAAAAGUGAGUGGCGUAAAA
Molecule: messenger RNA, 4579 nt
Organism: Malaclemys terrapin pileata
Lineage: Eukaryota; Metazoa; Chordata; Testudines; Emydidae
Gene: DENND2A
Product: DENN domain containing 2A
Exons: 20
Coding region: 376-3708 (1110 amino acids)
Biological process (GO): retrograde transport, endosome to Golgi
Cellular component (GO): actin cytoskeleton
Source: RefSeq, a predicted model, not a curated record